Malania oleifera is the source of this 2553-nucleotide messenger RNA. RefSeq names its product general transcription and DNA repair factor IIH subunit TFB1-1. The record is from RefSeq and is a predicted model, not a curated record. Bases 417 to 2237 code for a protein of 606 amino acids. Lineage: Eukaryota; Viridiplantae; Streptophyta; Magnoliopsida; Santalales; Ximeniaceae. The transcript is spliced from 21 exons. Gene Ontology annotation, biological process: nucleotide-excision repair; transcription by RNA polymerase I; transcription by RNA polymerase II. Gene Ontology annotation, cellular component: transcription factor TFIIH core complex; transcription factor TFIIH holo complex.
GUUAAGGUAAUUUCAUUCGCCACACACAAGCUUCUCCUGUUGUCACCUUUGUUGUCAACAAGAGCAGCCAUGGCAGUUGCCUGGUGAUUGUUGGCGCUCAGAGAAGGGGAAAGAGAUACGAUGAUAUAGACGAGACAGCCAUUCCAGCCCAAACCAAAACCCUCCCUCGCUGUCCUCAUCAUCUCCGCAAGCCUCCACCUUUUGCGUCUUCACUGCGUUCGGUAAAGCCCUAGGAUCUUCAAUCGCCCAUCGUCAAUCUCCACUCCUUUUUGUCCCUGGAACCCUAGAUCACCACCUCUUAUUGCCCUAGAUCAUCGAAAAUGUGGACACUGUAAGAAGAGAGUCUUAAUCAAAUAAAUUUUAAUUCUUAAUUGAUUGUACAUAGUUUGGGUUUUUGAGUUCGUUCAACGACCAAGAUGGCAACUAAGCAGGUUGUUAUGCGAGCCAACUACAAGAUUUCCGUCAAGGAUCCUGGAACUCCUGGUGUGUUAAAAUUGUCCGAGAAGAAAUUUGUGUUCGUGCCUAAUGAUCCGACAUCGUCCUCAAAACUCAAUGUAGAAUUCAGAUUAAUUAAAGGUCACAAAUUUACCAAGGAGGGAUCGCAUAGACAAGCACUGCUUAAUCUUACCCAGGAUCCUGAAACCAAGGGAGGAAAUUACAUUUUUGAGUUUCGAACUUUUUCUGAUCGUGAUGUCUGCCGAGAAUUUGUGGCCAGAGUGCUUGCAUUGCUGGGAGACGCCAACAAUGCAGUUUCGGAAAAACCUGCUUUUGCACUCCAAGAUGAGCAACUUAGCACUGCAGAAAUGGAACGUCGGAUUAAGCUACUACGAGUGGAUAACGAACUGCAGAAACUUCACAAGCAAUUUGUACUCAGUGGUGUCUUGACAGAAGCAGAAUUUUGGGCCACAAGAAAGAAGCUACUGGAUGGGGACACCAGCAGAACACCAAAACAGCGGGUGGGGUUCAAAAGCGCCAUGAUCUCAGACGUGAAGCCAUCGACUGAUGGCCGGACAAACAGAGUUACGUUUAAUUUAACACCAGAGAUUAUUCAUCAGAUUUUUUCUGAGAAACCUGCAGUUCACCAGGCAUUCUUGGAUUUUGUUCCUAACAAGAUGACAGAAAAGGAUUUUUGGGAAAAAUAUUUUAGAGCAGAAUAUCUCCAUAGUACAAAAAACCCUGUUGCUGCCGCUGCAGAGGCUGCUGAAGAUGAGGAACUUGCGGUUUUCUUGAAACGUGAUGAUAUAUUGGCAAGUGAAGCCCGACGGAAGAUUAGACGGGUUGAUCCAACCUUAGACAUAGAAGCAGAUCAAGGGGACGAUUACAUGCAUCUUCCGGAUCAUGGUAUAAUUAGCAAGGAAAUUAUCGAGUCCGAGUAUGAUCAAUACAAAAGAACUCUUUCUCAAGACCUUAACCGGCACUCAGCAGUUGUACUUGAAGGAAGAGCUUUAGAUGUUGAGUUGAGAGACACGAGGACUGUAGCAGAGGCAUUGGCAAGGUCAAAGCAGGUUGAGUUAGCUAAUGAAGCAUCUGAUGGGAGCAAUAGCCAGGAGCGGCAGGAAAAGACUUAUCGAAUGGCCAAAAUCGAUGAUCUUCAAGCACCUCGUGAACUUCCAUUUGCGCCGCUGUUUAUCAAGGAUCCUCGAGACUACUUCGAUUCUCAACAAGUUAAUGCACUGAAAACUUUGGGGGAUACUUUAGCUGGAAAAAAACAAAUGAAAUGCAGCUUGAGCAGCCAGGAUGCAUAUGGUUCUUUAAGGAAUUCCAUUUCUGAGGUCAAAUCUAUAGGGUUAACCGAUCCCAUUGUUAAACCUGAAGUUGCUUUUAAGGUUCUAAAUGGAUUGACGCAAAAUAUUUCAAGCACCAAGUAUCAUCUAGGGAAGAAUCCUGGGGAGAGUGUUCUGGAUAGAUUGCCAAACACAACUAAAGAGGAAUUGCUACAUCAUUGGACGUCCAUUCAGGAAUUGCUGAGGCAUUUCUGGUCAUCCUACCCAAUUACAACUGCAUAUCUUUAUAAUAAGGCAAGUAGAUUGAAGGAUGCCAUGUCACAAAUCUACCCAAAACUACAGGAUCCAUAUUCCAAGAAGCUAAUUGGGACAAGCCGUAAGAAGGGGGGAUUGUAUGUGUUAGAAGAGCUUCGGGUUAAAGAAUUUGCUGGUUCUAGAGGUAAAGGAAUCAGUGCAGUCAGAUUUCCGGCAUCAAGUUUCUCUUCUUGUCCAACCAAUGCUUCAGGCUCUUGAUGCUGCUUUUGCACAUUAUGAUGCUGAUUUACAGAAGAGGUCUGCGAAGAGCACGGAGAGACCAAAUGGAUUUACUUAAGGAGCUCAUAGCUCAUCGCUUUGCAGUGCCAUGCUGUAUCAUUGUUCACUAGUUUCUGUAGCAAAUAUAUAUUAAUUUGUAUAUUAAAAACAAUUUUGGCCACGAGCUUGUGCUAGAAAAAUGAGGUUUGGUUCAUAUCAAGUGGAAAAAACGUACUUGAUCAUAAAUUACACACGUUUGAGUAAUUGUAGUACAGCUUUUCUCAAAUAUAAUUGCCCCUGCACGUUCUUAUCUGAU